Messenger RNA from Somion occarium, 2762 nucleotides. The record is from the annotation of a GenBank genome assembly. Lineage: Eukaryota; Fungi; Basidiomycota; Agaricomycetes; Polyporales; Cerrenaceae.
GCCGACUCUCUCCUGUGAUCCAUUCAAUCUAGACGCAAGUUUGAACACCUCAAGAGGACAAGAAAUCUUCUGGAUAACUUCUGCUUCCCGCGUCACAUUUCUUCAGAAGCGACGAUAUGGCUGGUUUGUCUCCUCUUGACAAGAGAGGUGGUGACCCGACGAUGAUCGGUCUGUGGAAGCUAGGGAGGGAGAUAGGACGUGGUGCAUCAGAAUCCCUAGGACGUGUAAGAAUUGCACGACACUCCAAAACGGGUCAAUACGCAGCGGUCAAGAUUGUCUCUAAACAAUUCAUCGUUUCUUCCCGCAUGUCCUUGCGCGACCUCGGCGACGAUGCAGAUCGCGUUCUCAGAGAUCUCGAACGCGAAAUCGUCGUCAUGAAACUUAUCGAGCACCCUAACAUCAUGCGACUCCACGACGUUUGGGAAACGUCCUCGGAUCUCUAUCUCAUCCUCGAAUACGUCGAAGGCGGCGAACUUUUUGAUUAUCUGUGCGAAAAGGGAAAACUUCCUACUAUAGAGGCCUCUAGACUCUUCCAGCAAAUUAUCUCCGCUAUGCACUACUGCCACCAGGUGAACAUCGCCCAUCGCGACUUAAAACCCGAGAACAUCCUGCUCGAUAAAGACAAGAAUAUCAAAGUGGCUGACUUCGGUAUGGCGGCUGCUUGGCACGGACAAGCGCAAUUACUCCAAACUGCAUGUGGAAGUCCUCACUAUGCCGCUCCGGAGGUCAUCAACCAACUUGCUUACGACGGCUCACUUGCUGAUAUCUGGUCUUGCGGUGUCAUUCUCUUCGCUUUGGUUGCAGGACGCUUGCCGUUCAACGAUGAAGACAGUGGACAGGUUUUGGAAGCAGUUCGGGCUGGCAAAUACGAAAUGCCCACAAACAUCGAUCCUGGCGCUCAAGACCUCAUUUCUAAGAUGCUUGUCUACGAUCCCACCAAGCGUAUCUCCAUGACGGACAUCCUUCAACACCCAUUCUGUACACGUGACCCUCCGACGAAGAGUCUCGCCUGUUCCGGUCCUCAGCUUGACUUCCCGGCGGGUCCCAUUAUCGACAUCGACGCUGUCAUCUUCGCAAACAUUGUUGCUCUAUGGCCCCAUGUUGAGGCUAAGACUCUCAACGCGAACCUCACUUGCAAAGGAACCACUUGGGAGAAAGGCAUUUAUCACUUGCUAUUGCAGUAUCGCGUCAAGCACCUUGAGGAAUAUGACGAAGAGGAAGAGCAACGUUUCAUAGAAAGACGUAAAUCUAAGAAGCAAGCUCGGAAAGCUCGAAGGGUCCGUGCUGAAGAAACCCAGUCUUUCGACUUCUUGGAUCUUCCGCCAAGGGAGGGACCACCGACACCUAGAAGAGCUGCUCAAGGAGGACGUGAGACUCCGGCAACAUCUGAACCUAGGAUGAUGCAACCUGUAUCGCACUCCAGUCCAGGAAUGAUGGAAGCGCCUCAGUCUUCUGCUCAAUCAUCGUCGAAGGUUGGUCCACAGAGCCAAAACCUCUCGUUGAAUAUUCCGGACGUUCAAGAUGCACAACUCCAACAAUUUUUGAAACAAGUCGCCGACACUCUAAAUGUCAUACAACAAACGCCUAAAACUCCAUUCGAUCCCCGUUCGCCAGCUUCUACUGCUCGCUCUCCUCGUACGCCUCUCACUUUAGACCUUGGACAACCUUUCCACGGCAAGGAGACUUUUGGUGGACUCUUGCCUUCUCGCAACGUCAAUACCACUCGCCCGCUUAGUAUCCGUCGACCCGCGGACAAGGAGAACGACAACUCAUUCCUCUCUGCAGAGCAUGCGUACACCUCACGCUAUGAAGAUGACGAGACACCUACUCGAAAGUCAUCAUUGCGUACUAAGAACAGCACUAGCCCUAAUUCAAGGCCAGGUAGACGAGUCCAGAUCGCUGAGCCCACUAAACUACGUAGACGCAAUAGCCCCUUCGGAUCGCCUGCAUCGUCUGUGUUCUCAGCAGAAGGCGGCUCCUUUGCCUCUCGCUCCGCGCCCAAACGUAGCUGGCUGGGCAAUAUCUUCGGAUUUCGUCCAGCGACUUAUCAGAUGGUCUCAACCGAAGAUUCCCACGUUACUCGACAGGAAUGCAAAAUCAUCCUGGAGGAAAUGGGGCUCAGUGUGAUCUUGACGCAAGCCGAGGGAAUGGGAAUCCUGAAGUGCAAGCUGGAGGAGUCGCGAGAUCCAAACGGAGUGAUGGUCCCUGUCAAGGCGGUCAAAUUCCGCGUCGAAGUGCAUAGGCCGACGACGCUUCAGGCUAUCGCAGGGUACAAGGCGGCAUUGUGCAUAGUCAUGGAGAAAGGUGCACAGUCUAGCUUUAGGUUGGUAUAUAAUAGGUUCAGACGGGAGUGGAAUUUGGAUACACCGUCGAAUGGGUACACGGGGGCAACGGGAAGAGUUAGUCGGGAUUCGAGUCCCAUUUUUCCGGAAGAUGAGCGAUUUGUAGAGGUGGCUUUCGAAGGUUAGAUUUCGGACUCGAUCAAAUGAGCCGCCUGUAAUAUUAGGGUUAGUCUUUGGGUCGUUGCUUACAUUUAUUAGAUCUAUUUUAGUACAUACUUUAUAAUGCGGACAUUCGAUUAUUGGAUGAUUGGAAAACGACCGCGUAUGAGUCUACGGUGCAGCGCCCAUAGUGGUUGUUGUGGAUGAAAAACGAGUCAUCGGCUCAAGCAAGAGAGGUGCCUCCGAGUCGUCCAUGUCCAUAUCUUGUGCCUGGGUCUCGGUUGAUUUCUUCUCCUCAAUCAACAAUGGAUGUUUUCCCGG